AUGUUUAGUUCAGCAAUUAAUAGUUUAUUUUCUAUAAGUAUUCUACUUAUUUUUACAUCAACAAGUGUAUUUAGUGAUUGUAGUUAUUCACUUGACGAAACAUGUGGAACUGAUCUGGGAUUUUGUCAUGAUGAUUCAACUCUUCCACCAGCUGCUAUUGCUAUUAUUAUCAUGGCUUCAAUCUGUUGUUUUAUUACAUGUUUAAGUUGUUGCAUACAUUCACAUCAACGACAACAACGUCUGCAAACUAAUUUCGCUAAUGCAAAUACACGAAUGAACACGAAUCCCUAUCAACAACAAGUUAUUCAUGGUCCAGUACGAGUUGUUCAUGUACGACCUGUUUCUUAUGUUGGAGCUGUUCCAUCAUCUCGUUCAUUUCCUAGUAUAUACGAAGCUCCACCUCCAUCUUAUGAAGUAGCAACGUCUUCACUUCCAUCUAUUCAUGCAUCGUCAUCAUCAUAUCCACCAAUGAUAGCAACAGUUGAACAGUCCCAUUCAUCAAUUGUAUAA
Adineta steineri is the source of this 510-nucleotide messenger RNA. The record is from the annotation of a GenBank genome assembly. Lineage: Eukaryota; Metazoa; Rotifera; Eurotatoria; Adinetida; Adinetidae.